AUGUUCGAUCCGCGGAUUGAAAGUCUUUUUCUGCCGCGGGAUCUGGAAUUAAGGCACUGGUGCUUCCCAUGGUAUACCACAUAUACACUGCGUUGGUCUCGUCAUGGUACACUCGGGGACACGUCGCUCAAGACGCUGGAACUGUCGUCCAGCGGAACGAUUAGCGUCAGAAAGGUUAAAACCAAAAAUGGGACAGAGAAUAUAGCAAGUCUAGUUGAAGAGCUUAUCCUCAAGGACCAUACUGAUCGUCUUUUGGUUAUAUGCUUCGAGCCAUGGGAUCGACUUGAGGGACUUGGUUGGCCAGACGACCAUGAACCAGCAAUCGAAGUUGAAACUUAUUUGGAAGAGGAAGAAGACCGGCACCAGGCAGCCUCAAUUGUGAAAGGAAAAACAGAAAACGGUCCCAAACUGGUAUUUGUCUUAAUUUCGAUGAAUGGAAGCUCGAACCUCAUGAUGAAGACGAUUGACAGCAUGUCUGACUGGAGCACAAUCACCAUCCUGGGCACUCAGCAGAUGAGUAGGUUCCUUGACUGGGAUCUAAAUCACACCACAGCGAUCGUGCCAAAGGUACCGUGUCCAGAGGAACAACUAGACCAAUUAUCGUGGGUUCGUCGCAGCGACACGAAGGUAACAGUCAUUAUCACUGGAAAAGACCCUCUGAUGCUACACGACAACUGGAGAAGCUUCAUAAUGGAUGAUCGCGUCCGGAAAGUAUUGUUUCCGAAACGAGUGUUUGAGAAACGUCUCGUGAAAAUCGAAAAUGAUAAGAUGGCAGGUUUCUUCUGCGCCGUCGUUGCGCUUGAUGCGAUCUUCGGCAUCCACGCACCUACUGUCAUCAAUAUGAUGGGAUUACGCACCAAUGCAAGGGUUGCGACGGUCAAAAGUCUAAGGUAUCAAGGGAUAUUAAACGAGUCGCCUGGGACUGAAUCUGAACCCAUGCGGUUACGACUUGAAGAACUGGCAAAGAAUGAACAGCAGUCUCAAAUGCUCUUCUUACGUCUCAUGAUGGCUUUUGAGUACGACCAUAAGCUGGCAUUGAUGGUUUAUAAGUCGCUCAGCAGUGAUCAGGAUACUCGGAUUCUCACUAUCCUCGUCGCUUGCAUACUCAAGCUAGGACUCGAAGAGCUGAUUUUGACCGAGCAAAUUGUGAAGGUAACUCAAACAGAUGGCGGUCUCGAGACACUUUUGAAAAUGUGCACGGGACCAUUCCGAAAGCUCGCCAAAACAGGAACACUGUGGCUUAAGCUCGCGCUGAUGCACAAGGUAGUGUGGGUGGAUGGGGAGUUGGGCCUGUAUUACGACGAUGUGGAACUGCCCAAGCUCUUCAAGUCCAUCGUUCAUGUCGGUAACCAAGAGCGUCCGAUAGAAAUACCAUGCGACGCUUACCUUAGACUUGACCGCUUGAUACGUCCUAUCAACAAAGUAGUAAGCAGCGCAACAGGUGAGACGCGUCGUCCUGGAAGGCACUGGUCUGUGCUGGGUAUUGAGAACACGCUACGUGGUGUUCAGAGACAUGUGCUCGACGGACAUAUUCUUGAGGUUGUAUUAUCAAGGCCCCGUACCACACCGAGCUCUGUCCUUGGAAUUAGAAGCCAAACAACCCUUGAGUUUCGCCACAAGUAUAUGGGAGAUAUGGCGGCGAAUAUUGCAAGAGAUCUUCCACCCGAAAGUCUGGACAUGUUUGGAAUCGCACUCAGUAUUCCGGUACUUGAUUCGUCGACUUUCUACAUCGACGAAUGGAUCUCGAUCCCACUCCAAAUUGUCCUCUCAUGGCACGACUUACAUCAUGGCAAAGACGAGCCAUUGCUUGAUGGACUUGUUUGUUAG
This is a messenger RNA of Clonostachys solani, 1827 nucleotides long. Lineage: Eukaryota; Fungi; Ascomycota; Sordariomycetes; Hypocreales; Bionectriaceae. The record is from the annotation of a GenBank genome assembly.